Penicillium verhagenii is the source of this 2460-nucleotide messenger RNA. RefSeq names its product putative rhamnosidase B. Bases 1 to 2460 code for a protein of 819 amino acids. Gene Ontology annotation, biological process: carbohydrate metabolic process. The record is from RefSeq and is a predicted model, not a curated record. The transcript has 3 exons. Lineage: Eukaryota; Fungi; Ascomycota; Eurotiomycetes; Eurotiales; Aspergillaceae.
AUGCAGGAAUCAAAAUUGAAAGAGCAGCAGACAAUCAAUAGUCUCCAAGCAAAUUGGGUCUGGGUACCUAACUGGAUUGAUUCUUCUCCUAUCAACACUGCCGGGAGAUUGGUCAGAUUCAAACGCAAAUUCACUUUGACAUCCGCUCCAGAGAAUGCCCUCCUCCAUUUCUCUGCCGAUACAAGAUACAAAUUACUCGUAAAUGGCGUGCAUGUUGCCACGGGACCUGCCAGAGGAAGCCCGUCGAUAUGGUAUUAUGAUAGCUUGGACAUCGCAGCUCAACUACGAAUCGGGCAAAAUGAAGUCGAGUUUCUAGUGCUCCGCUACUUCGCAUCUUCCCGUGGAGCGAUGCCAUUUGAGCGAACUUCCUUUCCAGGUUUGACGGUGGUAGGCUGCGCUCAAACUGCCACCGAGAUCGCGAAUCUUGAAUCCAGGCAGCACUGGGAGGCACAAGUUGAUGAAAGUGUGAGGUUUCCAACUGGACUUGUGGAUGACGUCUUUCUCCAUGUAAGCUAUCCUCCCUGUAUUCAUUCUCCUUGUCUAAUCUGUUUGAAGAUCAAUGAGCGUGUCGAUCUCAUAGAACCGAGUCCCAUUGUGGUGCCAGUUCCAUAUGAAAUCCGAUCCGUGAAUGGAGAACUACCCCCUUGGCGCUUACGUCCGCGUGUUAUCCCAAUGCCCGAGACACAGAAUGUGGCUAUGGAUACGAUCAAGUUGUGUAAAAGUAAUGUGCCAAAAGAGAAUUGGACAGGGGUUUUCUCAAGAAAUGACCCUCUCACACUCUUUCCCGGAUCCACCCAUGUGCUGGAGCUGCAAGCGGACGUGCACUCAACAGCCUUUCUACAGUGUGUGUUCAAAGCCGUCGAUCAACCGUCCCAGGUCAAACUCAAAAUCACCUAUUCCGAAGGAUAUGAAUUGGAACCUCGGUCAUACCCCUACUUCAGAAGCAAGGGCGAUCGACUCGAUAACACUGCUGGAGUAAUCAUCGGUCCAUAUGAUGAGGCUACUCUCACAGUCCCCGAUGGAGAGGAUGUGGUAUACGAACCAUUUUGGUUCCGAACAUUCAGAGUAUUACGAAUCGAAAUCACGAUCGCAUAUGAGCCGGUGGUUUUGCUAUCAUUUCGCGGGACACAGGUCAACUAUCCUCUAGGUGUCAGGGCUAGUUGGCGCAACCUCUCUGAGCCAGACAGCGAGGAUAUUUGGAAUGUUUCGAUUAGGACUCUCCGAAACUGCAUGUUUGACGGCUAUUCAGACUGUCCUUUUUACGAGCAACUCCAGUACUCUGGAGACAGCAGAUCUGUUGGACUAUUCCACUAUCUUCUAUCGGGUGAUGACAGGUUGAUGCGACAGGCAAUCACAAACUUUGCGUCUUCGAUCACACCCGAGGGGCUCACACAAUCCAGAUUUCCAUCGCAUGUUCCUCAAAUUAUCGCAGGCUUCCCCUUAUACUGGAUUCUACAGAUUUGCGACCACUACCUCUUUUUCGGUGACAUCAAAUACUCUCGCUCAUUUGUGCCGCGCAUUGACGGCGUUCUGGACUUUUUCGACUCACAUAUUGACGAGCUCGGUCUCGUAAGCGGGAUUUCCGAUGAUGUAUGGCAAUAUGUCGAUUGGGUGUCGACAUGGGGCGCAACAGAUGAGCAUCCGGACAAAGGUGUCCCAGUUUCGGGUCGGAAGUCAAAUCGACACACAUACUUCAGCAUGCUAUAUGCGUAUGUAUUGCGGCACGCAGCGCGGCUACUUCGUGAAGUUGGUCGACCUGGGAAUGCAGAUGAAUACGAUUCCCGCGCCGAUGCAGUGGUCUCCGCUAUUCGAAAACAUUGCUACAAUGGGGAGUUCUUCACAGAUUCAACGGCAGAUGUAGCGGGUCCUGACGGGUAUUCACAACACUGCCAAGUCUUCGCUGUUCUUUCAGGUGCUGCCUUCCCGGCGGACCACCAACGUAUCCUUGCGGAGUCCUUUGAGAAUCCAAAAUUUUCGAAAUGCUCCUAUGUCAUGCGCUUUUAUCUCCUACGUGCCCUUUCUAUUGCCGGAGGCGGGCUAUAUGAAGGACUCUGGGUCAAGAUGUGGAAACCAUGGCGAGCCAUGCUUGGCAACAACUUGUCCACAUGGGAGGAGGAUGAUGUCCGGCAGCGAUCUGAUUGCCACGCCUGGGGAAGUGUUCCGCUAUACGAAUACUGCACUGAGCUUGCAGGUGUUUCUCCCAUCGCACCGAGAUGUUCCAAGAUCCUCUUCAAACCACGACUAUCUCUUUCCGAUAAGUUGAGUGCGUCUAUCGUGUUGGGUCCUGAUAACUCAGCGAGUGUUGAAUGGUAUAUCGAGAAUGAUGGCCAACUCACAGUGAAGCUUACUCUCCAAAGGGCUAUCUCGGUGGUGAGUCAGCUUCCAGGGCAAGAAUUAAAAGAACACGGUGUUGUUUCGUAUGUUGAGCUUCAUUACACCCGGGCUAUUUGCAAGGUCUGA